GGAGGUCUGAGAGCAUUUCUUCCCGAGGCCUGAGCAGAGGCAGCGUGUGUGCUCAAGGCACAAGAGUACAGGCCCAUUGCCAUGGGUGUGUGCAGGGGGGUCGCCACCCCAGCCUGUUCCCUCCUCAGCCAGACUCUCAGCACUGAGCUGAGCGGGGUGCUUUUUGUUUAGGCCUUGCACUUCCAGCCUCCCCUGGUAGGGGUAGAGCUCCUUUCUCCUGUGCUGCCUCUGGCUGGCUGCCUGCUCCUCACCCCUCUCACCAGCUCCCUGCACAGAGGGAGCAGUGGGUUCCAGGGGCACAGGAGGGGCCUAGAGCGCUGCCCUCUGGCUGAAGUCAAACAUGGGAAAAGCUCCCAAGGUAGUGGAGUCACCCUGUGGAGCGGAUGAGGCUGCACGAACUUCAGAAACCAAUCACUGGCACCUGGCGCACACUGGGAAGGAAUCCAUCUCCGUCACUCUGCAUGGUGCCACCAACCUGCCAGCCACCCAGAAGGGCACUGUGCCAUGGCCCUAUGUCACUGUCAAAAGCAGCUCGGAUGUUGAGAAGAAACGGGAAGCCCAGGGAGUGACUCAUGUGUCUGCUGAGUCUACUCACUCUCCAACCUGGGAGGAGAAGGUGACCAUGGAAAUAGAUGCGGAGGAUGCAGGCCAUGAAGAUAUGAUCCUUACUGUGGCCGACAAAGUCACCAAGGAGGUCCUAGCAAGCUACAAGAUUCCUGUGAGGUAUCUCCGAUUGUUCCACCACUACCACUUCAAACUGGUGCUGCCAAGGCAGAAGGACCCCGUGGGGACAAGUCUCUAUGCUACAGUUGUUCGUAAAGGCAGCCUCAUCCCGCGUUAUGUUGGAAUGAAUUACACUGGCUUGGAGGUUUUCCUCCAGGGAAUGAAGAAUCCUCUAGCAGAUCCCCCAGGCCCUAUCAUAGCCAUUGCCAGAGUGGUGAACAACUUCAGUGCGUACAGAAAAGCCAUGAAGAUGCAGCCUCCUGGCUCUCUUGCAGUUGAAUUAACCACGGUGACGUUCCCAGACCCCUCCGUGGUGGCUUUCGAUGUUCCUCGGGUCACCAACCAAGGAUAUCCUCAGGUCAUGCAACCUCGUGGGCCCCCAGAGAAACCAACGUGGAACUCCUCCAUCCUCUUCCAAUCCAGGGAUGGGGCCACCCUCUUCUCAGACAAUACCAGCCUGGUGAUUGAAUACUAUCCAUAUAAAGCAAUGUCAGAAAUAGAAGCUGAUAACAAGCCUUUGGGCUACUCUGUGUUGCCCUUAACCAACCGUGUGUAUCGGAGUCUUGUGGCAGAGAGAAACCGGAAUGGGGUUCGAGUGGAUGAUGUUCCCAUCCAGGGCACGAAUCUGAAAACCACAUCCGGUGCUGUUCCAGCUGUUCAACUCUGCAUGCAGCUGCUUGGCUCAGAGAGACCAGAUACGUUUCUCACCCCGUCCAACACUGACAUGCUUCCCAACCUGGAUCCCAAACUCCUGGCGAAGAUUGGGGCAAUCAGAGAGUCCUGGGCACAAUCUUCCUCUCUCUUACGGCAGGCUUCUGUCAAAGGGGACAAAUCACAGUUCACACCUCAGCCCCCGGAUGAAAUGCCCCCCAUUGAGCUUGAACGCAAGAAGUCUCAUUUCAAUCUGUUGUUGCUUCACCAAGAUAAUGGCAUCUCCCUUCCGCCCCCCGAUGCUGUCGCUGAUAUCCUACCAGAAAAGCAGACGUUCCUAUAUGAAAAGGCAGCCACCCCAACUGACAGUGAUGUGGAUGAUACGCACAUGCUCAAUAGAACCCAGGAUGUCACGAGGUUCCAUUUGGACCAGGAGCUGGAUAAUUACCGUCUGGCCAUGAGGAAGAUGGCAGAUGACAUCCUGUCUCUGCGCAGGCGUGUUGCCAGCCUGGAGGCGGAGAACAGCACGCUGCGCCGCAAUCUGAGCAUGCAUGAGGAAGUGGGCCGCACACUGCUGAAUGACGUGGAUGUGGAUGUCAUGACCAAGGUGGAGAUAGUGGACAGUAUAGUGGCCCUCAAGCACAAACUGGCUGCUGGGACAGUGGAGAUGAGCAGGAUGAAAGACCGUGUGCAACAGCUGCAGAAUGAGCUGAUCCGGAAGAAUGACCGGGAGAAGGAGCUGGUGAUGCAGCAGCGAACCCAGCAGCAUCAGCAGCAGACAGUACUGAGGAAAUACCAGGAGAAAAUCACCAAGAUGAAAGCUCUGGAGGAUACGGUGCGGCAGCAGGAGAAGGUGAUUGAGAAGAUGGAGCACAUGCUGGAAGAGAAGUUUCCAGAGGCUGCUAGAACCUCUGACAGCUUCUCCAAGGAAUUCUACUCCAGCCUGCUAGCUGAGAACCUAAGACUGCGGGAGGAGCUUGGCAGAGCCCGCUCCCGCUCCUCCCCCAUCAUCCUGCAGCAGCAAGCCUUGCCGGACAUGUUCUCCACCAAUGCAGAGAAGCUAUCCUUGCUGGCCAAGCUGGAGAAGGCACAAGGUCGCAUUCAUGUUCUGGAAAGCCAGCUUGAAGAAUCUGCAAGAAAAUGGGGGCGGGAGAAGCAAGACCUCAGCACCCAGCUCUUGGAGCAAGAUCAUGGCUUUGGGCGCUCAUCCAGCACCAUCCUGCAUGACUUCUCACUGAAGAAUUCACCAGAUCCCACAACACAAACCAAGAGGCGCCAGAUGCUCAAUCCACUAUCAUCGCACCUUCCACAAGAUGGACUUACUGGCACUGCUGGAGAAAAACUGUAAAAUGUUCUAUCUGGUCUUCCCAUUCAUCUGAAACAGACCUCUCCUGGGAGGGGUCUACUGGAGAACUGUAUUAAAUGCUUGAUGCCCACCACCAAGUGCUAUUACUGACAUAGGGAAUACCUAUGCAGUCAGAGCUCAGGGAGAUGCUUAGCCAAGUGAUAGGAUCUAGUCUGAGAAGCCCAUAUCAGAGCUUGGAGAAGCACCAGCUGUGGAUGCUAUCACCAAAGGGGCACCGGGGACUGGGGACUUUGAACCUGGUCCAGGACUCCAGCACUUAAAUCCCUGCCCCAAGAGGUAAUCCCCCAUAGCCCCAUCUUCUCCCCAUCUUCAGUGACCUGUACGUGUCUCCCCUUGACUGUUACAAGGCAGUUAAAAACCUGGCCUUCAGCAUGUUUCCAGCAGCUGCCUCUUGAUGGUUCCUUGGGUGAUCUCUUCUGCAGUGUCCCAAGCAUAUAGUUAGAUGAGAAGCUGGCAACUGGUGUUGGGCUUAUCGUCUCUUCCUUUCCUCAUCUUCUCCCCGAGGCAGUAGUGUCUUGGAACAUUGCAUUGCUGGGCCUGGGUGGGGAGGAGUGUGACAGGUAUAAUGGACUGAAAUUAUACCCUGCAGAAUUGGCCUCCAUGUCUUUAGGAGGAUGGGUCAAGAACUUUCUCUUUGGCUGUGAUGAUGGAUAGAGCCCUGCAAAUCCACAGAUAUCUGUUUUACAUCCAUGGCUCAUUUUUGCAGAUGCAGAUAUGAACAGAAAUUUUGUAUCUAGAACCCUGCCAAUGUGUGGAUAUCUGCUUAAUAUCUGUGGAUAUCCGCAUCUGCAGAUGUGGAUAUCCACGGCUCGUUUUUACUGUACAGAUGCAGAUACAAACACAAAUGCUGUUUCUGUGCAACGCUGUAAGGAUGGAACACUGCCCAUUCUACAGCACGUUAGCUAUGCCUGAAGGACCAGUCUGGAUCAUUUUCACCCUCCAAGUGAUGUUCAUGGAGGGUGAUGCUCUUCUUUGAGGCGUGUCCCUGAGGGCGCUCCACCGUGGGUGUCUGGGCAACACUGUGCACCAAGUUGGAGAUUUUUGGUAGCAGUGCCCUCCAGUAGGCUGCACGCACGAAGCAGACAGCACAGACAGUGCUGCUACCAGGCAUUCGCAGCCAACUGUCCCUUCAGUUCCUUCUCUGCCGCCAGUGGCGUCAGUCGGAAUUGCAGUUGCUCUCUAGACAUUUACAAAAACUUCAUCGUUCGUUGUUAUUGUUAGUGUAGUUUAGGAUAGUUUUUUACAGUUUAAUAGUUAAAUCAGUUAGUGUUAAAAACAUUUUUUUCUCAUAACUGUUAAGGUUGGUUUUGCCUUAACAAUAUUUCCUUCCUGGGAUGCUAGAUUCCCCAGGCUUCAGACGCUGCCUGUCCUGCAGGCUCUCAAUCCAUUUCCAAUGGCAACUCACAGUAUGUUCGGUGCCUGGAGCAGGCUCAUGCCACAGCCCAGUGCCAGCACUGCAGACAGUUAAUGGCGUGCAUGCGUAAAGCCAGGGGGCUACAAUUGAAGCUUCUCUCCCUAAAGAACAAUUGACAGCCCUCUUCAUUGGCCAUGUCUGAGAAGGCUGUACCCUCGCCAGGGACUCUUCCUCUGACCAGCCUAGGAAGAGAUCUCAUUCUUCAAGUAAGGGUGACUCCCUUUCAAAAAAUGGGGGCAAACACCCAAAAUACCCCCUGCACUGAUCGCAUCUAGGGCACUAGACAAGAAGGUACUGGGACCAUCUGGAACCAACGGUUCCCAAGGACCUCACUAAGGCAGGUGUUAAGGCACCAGAGAAGCCCAAAUCAAAAUUGGCUCCGCCAGCACCAUCUGACUCAGCCUCAGUGCCAAAGAAAGCAAGAACUAAGUCAGCUUCUUUGGACACACCUCCGGCACUGAAGAAACCUAGGUCUCCGGCACUGAAGAAACCA
Pelodiscus sinensis (Chinese soft-shelled turtle) is the source of this 4647-nucleotide messenger RNA. RefSeq names its product coiled-coil domain containing 33 (gene CCDC33). Gene Ontology annotation, cellular component: peroxisome. Lineage: Eukaryota; Metazoa; Chordata; Testudines; Trionychidae. The record is from RefSeq and is a predicted model, not a curated record.